Molecule: messenger RNA, 747 nt
Organism: Peronospora farinosa
Lineage: Eukaryota; Oomycota; Peronosporomycetes; Peronosporales; Peronosporaceae
Source: the annotation of a GenBank genome assembly
AUGGCACCUCCUACUCAUCGCUCGGCGCCCAAGCGUCUAUCAUUGUCUCCGCCUUUAUGGAAAGACCAACUCCGCCAGCGAUGUCUACAGCGCCUUAAGCGAGAUCGGGUACAGCUGCUGGCCAAGUUACGACAUCCAGACGCCUGCACGAGUGUCUCGGAGGAGAUGCAGCGGCUCGUUGCUCACGAGCAGAACGUUUCGUCCUGUGCAUCAGUGGACGAUCUACUGCUACUGGGGAAAAUGAGAGAAAGUGACUAUUUGGAGAUUGUUCAUGCACUGGAGGACGCAUUGCGACAAGACGAAGAGGAGGAGGAGCUGCAACACAUGACUGACCUGGAAAACGCCGAGCUAGAGGCCAUGCUGGCUGGAAUGGACCUCAGGGACGAGCUGCAGGAGCAGCAGCAGUCAAAUGUAUAUCGUGAAUGUGGAAAGAUGCAGGAGGUUGUGACCCAGGACAUCUCGGUGUUGUGUCCUUAUUGCAGAGCUGGCUACCUGAGAGAGGAGACGCUUGAUGUGACGACAGUUCCCUUCAUCGCAUGUAAUUGCGGCUUUACUUUUCACGUUCAGUACGUGUAUCACGGCGUGUUAGAAGACUUUCAGGAAAAAAUCGUCAAUGCCUUUAUGACACAUCGGAACUUGUGCUUCGCCGAUCCAGUUUUCGAGAAGAAGGAAAAAGUGUCACUGGAAGAAGCGGACGCCCUUUGCAUAAAGUGCGCGCACUGCGGCUGUGACGACAUCCUGUCAUAA